AUGGACCCUGAUAGAUUCCGUCAAGCCUUGCGGGACCUUUCUCCCCCUGGCGACUCAUUGACUGAGCUUGUUGAGGGCUGGAAUACCCAGCUCCUGGCAGCCAUCAAUGAGAUCGCACCUAAGCGCCCUCUGCAACCCCGCAGAAACUGGGCUCCCUGGUUUACCGAGGAGCUCCGGAAAAUGAAGCGGGACCUCAGACGGCUAGAGCAAGUAUGGCGGGGUGCCCAUGAUGGAGCUUCAAGAACAUCUUAUAGGGUUUUUAUGAAACUCACGAACUCCUGGACCCACCGCCUUGCCGACGUGGGGAUCCAGGGCACAGUCCUUCAAUGGCUGCGCUCGUUUCUCUCUGGUCGGGGACAGAGGGUGGCGCUUGGGGGGGAAUUGUCAUCCCGCCACUCCUUGGUGUGUGGAGUACCUCAGGGUGCAAUACUCUUCCCGAUGCUUUUUAACAUCUUUAUGCGCCCCCUCGCCCAGCUUGUCCGGAGUUUUGGGCUGGGCUGCCAUCAGUAUGCUGAUGACACCCAACUCUAUCUGUUGAUGGAUGGCCAUCCUGAGUCGGCCCCAGACACACUGAUCAGAUGCUUGGAAGCUGUGGCUGAAUGGUUACGUGGGAGCCGGUUGAAGUUAAAUCCUUCGAAGACAGAGGUUCUCUGGCUGGGACGGGACGAUAUGGGAUUGAGGGGGCAACUCCCAUCUCUUGCGGGGGUGCAAUUAGUGCCAGCACCGUCCGUUAAGAGUUUGGGUGUAAUCUUAGAUACCUCCCUCUCCAUGGAGGCGCAGAUUGCAGCUAUAACAAAGGCGGCAUUUUUUCAUCUCCGCCAAGCUAAGCAGUUGGCUCCUUACCUCUCUCGCCCUGACCUAGCCACAGCCUGACUCCCUCCUUUGGCAAUCUUUACAAAACUUUAGUUUAUGGUUGCCAUCAAUUUUGAUUUUAAUUAAUUUUUAUAAUGUUUUUAUGCACUAUUUUAGUGUUGUUAGCCGCCCUGAGCCCGGCUUCAGCUGGGGAGGGCGGGAUAUAAAUAAAAUUUAUCAUUAUUAUUAUUAUUAUUAUUAUUAUUAUUAUUGAUUCUGUAGUGCUUCAUGGUUGCACUCUGUUUACAUCACACACACAAACACAGGCCUAUCAGAGAGAAGCAAUGGGGUUGAAUGGCCAUGAUAUUGUUAUUAUUAGCCCUAAACGGCCUCGGUCCAGUAUACCUGAAGGAGCGUCUCCACCCCCAUCGUUCUACCCGGACACUGAGGUCCAGCACUGAGGGCCUUCUGGCGGUUCCCUCACUGCAAGAAGCCAAGUUACAGGGAACCAGGCAGAGGGCCUUCUCGGUAGCGGCACCCGCCCUGUGGAACGCCCUCCCACCAGAUGUCAAAGAGAAAAAACAACUACCAGGCUUUUAGAAGACAUCUGAAGGCAGCCCUGUUUAUGGAAGCUUUUAAUGUUUAGUAGAUUGUUGUAUUUUAAUAUUCUGUUGGAAGCCGCCCAGAGUGGCUGGGGAAACCCAGCCAGAUGGGCGGGGUAUAAAUAAUAAAUUAUUAUUAUAUUAUUAUUAUAUGAUGGCCUCCUCCCCAAAGACACAGCCAGGCCACCUCCCCACUCUCCACCUAUAGCAAAAAUGGGAAACCUGUGGCCCUCCAGGUGUGGUUGGAUGCCAACUCCCAUCAGCUCCAGCCAGCAGAGCCAAGGGCCAAAGAGGUAGCCCAACAAUAUCUGGAGAGCACCAGGCUCUCCAUCCCUGCCCUACAAUGUGUGCAAUAAGCCGCCAACAGGUGCGCGAUGGGGAAGUGCUGUAGCUCAGUGACAGAGCAUCUGAAGGUCCCAGCUUCAAUUGCUGGCAUCUCCAGAUAGGGUUAGGGGAGAGAGAGAGGAGAAAAAACCUUGUCUGAAAUCCAAGAGCUCCACUGCCCACCAGUUUAGAGAUAAUGCUCCACUAGAUGGGCCAGCGGUCUGACUCAAGCAGCCUCCUUUGUUCCUACGCCUGCAGAACAAAUGGGUCCAGGUGAGUCAGGUAUGAGCGGGAACUUGAGUAGUUUUACUGGGGCACAGUGGGGUGAAAUGAGAGAGACGGUGCUCAAGCCCAAAUCAGAUGGCAUUCAAAAGCAGGUGGUGGGUGACUGCAGAGCGGUGUCCUGGGCGAUGUGAGCAUCCUCGCCUCCAGCUCAGGUGUGCGUAGGAGAGGGGGGAGUGUCCCCGCCUGCUUCUUAAACUGCAGGGGCCCUGCAAUCUCCUGCUGGGGGGCGGGGAAGAGGCCACCCGAGGCUGCCUGUAGGCAGACCCUUCCCAAGACUUGAAGUGGAGGCAGGUGGGGGCGGGGCAGGCCGGGGGAGGAGGCUGCCGCGGCGGCGGCGGCAGCGGCGGCUCGCCUGGCUCUUAGCUUAGUUUGGCUCGGCUGCUGCAGAUUUCUGGACUGGACGGGGACGACUUGAGCUGCAGAGCGAUGGAAGCCCGGAGCAGGGGGUUGCAGGUAAGAGGCGGGCUGCGGUUUGACCUAGAGUGGGCAGAGAGGGGGGGAGGGUUCUGGAUCCCUUCCACUCCCCCUCGAUUCAACUUUCCACUCCCCGGGGUACGCUGGUGGUGAUGGUUGGGGGCGUUGAAGGGAAGAGGGGCAGAGGCAAGAGGGGGGAUAUACACAUACCAGACUGGCAAAUGAGAGCGGGGUGGGGGGGUGGGAGAGAGAGAAGAUCCCCAUUUCCUUCUCCUCUUCUUCCUGCCCCUUCUCUUCCUCAUUCAGCCUUCCAACCCCGGGGUGGGCAGCGAAACCGGGGGUGAGUUAGGGGUGUUCGGAUCUGGUAUGGGCAGUGGAGACUGGGGGAAGAGGGGGAGUCUCGCCUCCCUCUCUUUUUUAAUUUCCCCUCCCCUUUCUCCUGGAUUCACACCACCCAUCUGUGGGUACGGAGUCUGUGUUUGUGUGUUUUAUUGUGUGAAGCCGGGAGCAGAGCAUCUUCCUCCUUUUCCAUCACUGCCCCCCCCCGGCUUUUUUUGCCUCUCUGCUGGAGCGCCUCAAAAAACGCCAGCCCAGCUUUCCAGUCCAAGUCUCACUUAAACCCCAGCCUCUGAGUAACCCAUGGAGUGAGCAGGCUGAGGAGCGAAGUGCUGUUCAUGAUGGGAUCUUAUAUAUAAAUAAAUAAAUAAAUCCUGGUUAAUUAAUCUGUGAUAACUGCUCCAUUACUUAAUGAUCCCUAACACAGAUUAGAAUCUCCGCUCAGCCCCGCUAAACAUGCAAUGUCCCUGAUUACGAGGAAGGAAGUGUAGUUGAACCUAUCAGGGCAACUGAUAGCUCUCUCGCUCUCUGUGAGUGUGUGAGUCUGUAGCUUUAUUCCACACAGACCAAGAAAUCUGUGUAGCAUUUUAGGAAAGGCAAAAUGCCACGGUAAACUGAAGAUUCACAUACUGUAUUUGGAAAUCAGCCAUAUUACUAUGUACUCUAACCUGGUGUCUUUCAGAAUUCUGACCUUCAGGAAAUGCCUUUUUUCUUCCACACAGCUUCCAAGGAGCCCUUAAGUGCAAGUUUGUGUGGGUGGGGUGGGGAGACUCUGGGGGAACCUUGUUUCCGACAGAGGAGACAGCCGCAGUACUCUGAGCAGCGCCGGGCAGUUCCAUAUAGCUGCCCUGUUAAUUUCCCACAAUGCCCCAGACAUAAUAGGACUCCAGAGCUUUAUGGGAAAUUGAAACAGUGGCUAGCCUGUGUGUUUUUUUAAAGAGGUGUUAACCGUGAACCCUGCUGGAGCACUGGAGGCCUGGCAACUGUGGAAAGCCGGUGGGAGCUGUUCUUAAGUAUCUGUUUUAUGACCACUGCACACUGCAGAGGAUUUUGGGGCACAUUCUAGCGAUUCACAGUCUGGCCAGGUGAGCCUUGCCGUGGUUUGUUGGGCCAGAGACUGUUCAUAAGUGGUGAACCGAGGGUCUGCCUACCGGUUGUACGUCAACGGGAAAAUUGGCAUUGGUGGGCAAGCUGCCCUUCAGCAAAGCAUUGCAGGGGGUUGGACUAGAUGGCCCUUAGGGUCCCUUCCAACUCUACAAUGCUGUGAUUCUAUGAAAGCUCAGCUGCCAUUACUGAGCUUCCCAUUGAGGAAUCCCUGAUAGACUUUCAGCAAAGAACGUGAGAGCCACUGCUCUGCUCAGCAUUCCAUGUGACAUGGAUGGUGCUGGAAUAAUGGGAUGCAAGGUUGUGCAACUCUUCAGAAAUAUGGGGACGGAUUGUACCCAAUUAAAAAAACAAAACACUACGCAUUUGCAAAGGCUCCCUAGCUGGCUUUUGUUUGUGUUGACGAUUUGAAUAUUAUAUUUUUAUACACCUCAGAACAGUCCCCCCUCCAGGUCAUUGACUGGUGGUCCCAGUUUUCGAAGCCUUCCCCUGUAGCAAGCAGAUCGACUCAGCGCAUUCUUAUGAAAUUAUUUGCUCUGCGGGGAGCUUUGGGCAGUGCAACAGCUCUCUGCUUGCGGCACGAGAAGGACUAGAGCAGGACUGGUGUCAGGCUUGGGAGGACCCUUGGCAGGGUGCCCCCACCCCAACCCACAACCCAACACUUGCACACACAAUGAAGGACAGGCUCCAGUCCUGCUUGUGAUGGUGGCAGCGCCCCUUGCUUUUGCUGCUGCCAUUGCUGUUUUAAUAGCAGCAGAGGUGCUCCCUGCCUCAACGCCAAGCCCUGGGUAGAGGCACUUUUGAAUGGGAGAUAAGCUUCGCUGCCUUCUAUGAUGGUCACCUGUCAUUGUAAGUUACCCCAAAUGGAGUGCCCUGGCAGCUCACAGAUCUAUGAAAUUUUCACGUUUUAGACUACAGAUCAACAAAAUCCAAAUCGGGGGGCCAACUUGAAUAAAAUAUGGGGGGGUAGAUAAGCCCAGCCCUGUGUAAUCAAUCACAAUACACCAUUUGAAUGGCAAUGCCCAUCAAUGGGGGGGCAGCCUUCUCAAAUAUUUUAUUGGGAAAGGGCCCGAAGGGACCUUGGCCCCUAGGAGUCGGCUCCUGUGACCCAUACUAUAGGCUGGAGCAUCACAUUUUCGACGACUUAAAAAGGCUGUUGGGAGAGGAGUGUGGCUCCUCUUCAAAAGUGCCGCUACUCCAUCCAGAGCUGAAGAAUAUCCUUGUCGAGAGCAGUAACAGUGGCAGAGAAAUUUGCGGCUACCGUUGCCACAAGCAAAACUGGACUCCGACCUGGUGGUGGUGGUGGGAUUUAGGGGAAGUGAGGGGCCCCAUCACCAGCCCUGUGCCAAGGUCCCUGCAAAAUCCGGCAUUGGCCCUGCCGCAAUCCUCUGUUUGCCACAAGCAGAUCGUAAGGUGCACUGCCCACUGUUGAAAAGCACCUGGGUGUCGGAUCAGUGGGGAGGGUGGUGAAUGGCAGCAGGACUGGUUCAGGCCAGUGAGGGACCCUUCCAAAUUCUUGGGGGCCCUGGCCAGUGACUGAUAUAGUUGACUGCUGGCACCAGGCAUGGACUGACGGUGUGCCUUGAUAGGGCUGGUCAUUCGGGUGCAAAGUGUUCAAAACAGGAGCCUUGCAUUUUAUUCCACACUCUGUAAUGUCUAGGACAGCUUACCCAUGUAAUGACACGGUGGUGUUGUGGUUUCCCCAUCCCACAUCAUUAGUGGGAAAAUGCACGGCACUGUGACACCCAGUUACAGGGAAAUUGUCCUAGGCAUUAUGGAAAGCAGGGUGGGCAGGGAACUGGACAAAUCAUUGCCAUUGCUGGCUGCAACUGUGCAUUUAAGCUCACUUGUAGUUUUGGUGUGAGGCACCGUCACAAGGUAUGUUAAAAAUGCAAAGUCUGAAUUGAAAUCAAAUCAAUAGUUUUCACAAAAGGAAAACAAAAGGGCAUUCUUGUCAGAUAAGCUUAAAACAGAACACCACUGCUGAGAUUGAGGCACGUUUCUGCUAUGUGAUUAGGUAUAACUUUACUGCAGGAAAAGGAUCUCUCCAUCUCUCAAACACAUUCAUGUUUCCCUGGUGAUGGUCGUAGUAGUGGAGGACAAUAAUAAUUGUGGAAUAAAUACGGGACACAAAUUGCAGAUGAGGCAUGCUAGUAGCCACAAUGCCCAUAUUCCACCUCCUCUGACUUCUUGUAUUCUUAUGCUCUUCUGCAGUAUGUUCCCCACCCCCAUGCUCAACAACACACAUUUCUCCAGAAAAUGAUGUGUCCUGGGCACGGUUCGAAGUUAGCCAGGCACGAGGUACAUUUUGCAACCGGGGAUUGGCAGAUUGCAAGCACUUUGAGAAGUCUUGGCAACACAUGUGGUGACUUGAGACUCCAGAAGAAAAUUGCCACCACUGAUCACUGAGGGUGCAGGAGGAGAAAUGCUUCUAUGCCCUGCAUGCAAGUGAGAUAGCUGGCUGCUCCCUUCCCUUUGAUGCUUUGCUGCCCCACUCCCCAAAAUCAUGUAAGUUCAAAUCUAGCACAACACUUUACAUAAAAAUAAAAUAAAAUAAUUAUUAUACAGUGGUACCUUGGUUCUAGAAUGUCUCCUUUGACAAACAUUUCAGAAAACCCAGAAGUAAAUGCUUCCAUUUUUGAACAUGCCUCAGAAGUCGAAUGGCUUCCACUGUGUGCUUUUCCAUUUUCUCAAUUAAAUUUGCAGACAGCCCUUUGCGCCUUGGUUUUCAAAUGUUUUGGAACUCAAACGGUCUUCCGGAAUGGAUUACGUUUGAGAACUAAGGUACCACUGUAAUUAAAAUAAAAUAAAAUAAAAUAAAAUAAAAUAAUAAUGUCAGCAUUUGUAAAUAUCAAUUAUUCAAUUGACUUAUGGUUUUUGGCCACUAUUGCAGGGGCCGAGCCCCAUUUACGUUUGUGGUGUCCAAUUAAGAAUUGCUAUUAAAAAUGUGAUAUCAACAAUGUGUCGCUGAUGUGAACUGUGUAUUAGUUUUUGUGUUUCAAAAAUAUAAAUUGAAAGUUUGGCAGAAUUGGGGGGGGGGGAAUAAUGCGACUAGACAUUUUGUUGUGGUGCCCGUAACUUAGGUUCCAGAGCUUUUCAAUAGCUUUUCAAACACUGACCUGGGUCCUGCCACUGUAUUAACAUCUGGAAUCUGGAGCAGCAUGGGCAGGGCAGAUCCCAUGGGUUCGUUCUUUCCACUUGAUUGUCAGGCACUUUCCUGGCUGAGACACAAUUGAGCAGAAAGGACCCAAAUAUUUGGCUCUGGCUAUGUGAUUGCUGGUAUUCAUACAUAUAUUGUAGCAGCACAAGAAGACUGUUGUGGAAGUGGAUCCCACAGUGAUGUAAGAAUGUGUGAAUGGUGUCCCCCUUGUUUGGAUGAAGUAUAAUAGGCUCCACAAACAUGGAUGGAGCUCCCAAACAUUCCUGUGAAGUCAUGGGUUGAAGUCAUAGGAAAUGUCACCUCAUUACUUUGGUAACAUAGAGAGUUUCAGGUGGGUUCCAAAAUAUAAUUUGUGCCUUUGAACACAUUUCCACCACCCCCCAUGCCAUAUCUCAGUUCUGGAACAUUUGAAUUAACAAUGUGCAGAGUGUCUCUCUCUCCCUCUGAGUAACCAUACUCUUUGAUGUGCCCUGAUACUUCUGGGGUUUAGAGGCAACAUCAUCCAGGUCAGAGGUAUGGCUUUCAAGCAGACCGAAGCCCCAGCACCUCUCUCCUUCCUCAGGAUGAAAGCAGCAGGCAGCUCCCAGUUUCCACAGACGAAUUAAUGCAUUUUGUGGUGUGCAUAAUCCACACACAUCCAUUAUUCCUUUGAGCAAAUAUAGUUGGCAUAAUUUCCCCCAACAUAUAUUCAUUCUGAAUUCAGACAGGAAUUAAUGAAUGCAAAUCAACAAUGGCAGUUAUUUUUACACCUUGGGAAAGAUACCCUUUUCUGAGGAGAACUUUGAGCCCAUCCGAUGCUGUCGAAAGCAUGAAUAUGUGAGAGGAUGAUUAUAGUUUGCAGGCCGCCUUGGCAAAGGAAUAUGGCAAAGUGCCUGAAGAAGCCAUGAGUUGACUUCAGGUCUUGUGCGGUCAAGGUUUUUUUUUAUAUAAAAGAGAAUAGAAUUCCCCCUGUGUUCCACCAAUGUGCUUUAUGUUUGCAAAAGAACGAUGCAUAUUCAAGACCUCUUACUAGUUUAUUUGUAUUAAGUAAAAGGUAAAAAGAUAAAGGACCCCUGGAAGGUUAAGUCCAGUCAAAGAUGGGGUUGCGGCGCUCAUCACGCUUUCGGGCCAAGGGAGUCGGCGUUUGUCCACAGACAGCUUUCCGGGUCAUGUGGCCAGCAUGACUAAACUGCUUCUGGUGCAAUGGAACACCGUGAUGGAAACCAGAGCACACAGAAACACUGUUUACCGUCCCGCUGCAGCAGUACCUAUUUAUCUACUUGCAUUGGCAUGCUUUCGAACUGCUACGUUGGCAGGAGCUGGGACAGAGCAAUGGGAGCUCACUCCGUGGUGGGGAUUUGAACUGCCAACUUUCCAAUCAGCAAGGCCAAGAGCAGGCAUCCCCAAACUCUGCCCUCCAGAUGUUUUGGGACUACAAUUCCCAUCAUCCCUGACCACUGGUCCUGUUAGCUAGGGUUGAUGGGAGUUGUAGUCCCAAAACAUCUGGAGGGCAGAGUUUGGGUGUGCCUGCCCAAGAGGCUCAGUGGUUUAGACCACAGCGCCACCCACGUUCCUCAUCUGUAUUAAGUGAUCCCAAGUGUUCACCCUGGCUUAAGAAUGUAGGAAGUACUUUCCUUAUCAUAUCAGAGCGAAAACCAGAAUUAUUUGCAAGAAUACCCGCAAACAGCAGGCAUUAGAUAGCCCACCAGAAAUUAGCCAGUGGUGCACUGGUGCACCAAAGUCACUCAUCACAUGUGUGUAUGGCUAUUAUUGUAUACACACAAAAACCUGACAACCCAGCUGUUAAAAACUGGAUAUGGAUCAUGGUUGGGAAUAGGGACUGGGGCAUUUUCAAGGGAAGGUAUUAUAACAGAAACAAAGGAAUGUUCAAAUUCUUCGCUUGCAUUAUCUCAGAAGUCCUUACCACAUCUCUGAUAGGUAGAUCAAUAUUUACAAAUGCGGCAGAUUCAGGGGGCUGAGGCUAACAAAAAAAUAAUGGCUUCCCUAAGUCCACUGAAUGGGUUUUAUUCAUGGCUGACAGCACAAGAUGCUGAUUUUAGUGAGAUACAGUGGUACCUUGGGUUAAGUACUUAAUUAGUUCCGGAGGUCCAUACUUAACCUGAAACUGUUCUUAACCUGAAGCACCACUUUAGCUUAUGGGGCCUCCUGCUGCUGCCGCGCCACCGGAGCACGAUUUCUGUUCUCAUCCUGAAGCAAAGUUCUUAACCUGAAGCACUAUUUCUGGGUUAGCGGAGUCUGUAACCUGAAGUGUAUGUAACCUGAAGCGUAUGUAACCCGAGGUACCACUGUACUGGUUUUCACAUAUGCACACAUACUUAAGUGUGGCGCUGUGUAAGGUUAAUGGAAUGAAAAGGGGGUGUGUGAAAUACAGAUGAUGUACUCCAGUUCCCAGCAUUCCUGACCACUGGCUGAUGGAAGCUGGAGUCCAACAACAUGGUUUUUGCCACUUUGAGGCUCCUUUGGGAGCAAGGAGGGGAUAUAAAUUUAAUAAAUAGAAUUAAGAUAUCUGGAGGGUCACCGCUAUAGAUUCUAAAAGAAAUGCUUGAGCUGUAGUUUUCUUGUUUGUAGAAUUUGGAGUUAACCCGAUACAUUUUUUUUGUGUCUUGAGAAAGAAAUGUCAAAGUACGACCCCUCUCCUGCAUGUGAGCAAAAUCAGCUGCAAAGUUCUCUGUGGAAGUCUAAUGGAGAGGAAUGAGAGCUGGCCAAGAACGUAGUAGCCGAUUCUCCCGCAGGGGUUCAAUCUCCCUAUCUUUAUUUAUUUAUUGCAUAAAAUAUAUUUAAACUGCCCUUCAUCCUUAUGGAUACCAAGCCGGUGUGCAAUGGGCAUUGUCAAAUUCGCUAUGCCAAGAUAGAACAACUGGAUAGCUCAGUUGGUUAGAGCAUAGUGCUGAUAACAUCAAGGUUGCGGGUUCGAUCCCCAUAUGGGCCAGCUGCAGAUUCCCGCAUUGCAGGGGGUUGGACUAGAUGAUCCUCAGGGUCCCUUCCAAACGCCACAAUUCUAUGAAACGCACUAGUACAAGGAAAAAACCCCACAAAUCUGCCAGUGAAACAGAUUUUGAAACACCUGUCUUCCCACUCUGCUGACCUUAAUGAUUCAUGGAAAGUCAACUGUGGAUAGACUUUGUGCCCUGAGGUCAGUCUCCUUUAGUACUGACAUUGCUUGUUCUGGUUGCUGUUUGCCUCUCAUUCACUGGCAAGCUGUAACUUACGAGCAAAUUGAUUUAUUAUUUCCUUUUUUACAAAACUACCGUAAAUCUCCACUGCCCUUUUCCCUUGUCGGAAGAAAACUGACAAUUCAAAAAUGCUCUGAAGCUAACAUCUCUCAAACAAGCAGAGCACAGCAGAGCCACAUCUCUGCUUUCCAUGUUCAGAAAAACUACAGUGGCUUUUGCCUCCCGGAAUAUGGGUACUGAAUAUCCCGCACAGGCUAGUGUAAUAAUGGCAGUGGGUUGCGAAUUACCGGUCUAUCCCAUCUUAAUUCAGGGGAGAAGGGAAGUCUAAAAGAUUUACAGUUGUUUUAGAGUCAUGGUGAUUUGUAGUUAAAUGAAACAACUACAUCCAGUGAUUAUAAAUACCUAUAACUUUAGGGAUGGAGAACCUGGCUGUUGCCAUUCAGAUGUUGAUGGACUCUAGAUCCUAUAAAGUCAUUUCCCAGGGUGUGGCGACUGUCAGCUACUAGGAGCCACAGGUGAGAGCUGAGCGCCACAGAAUAAAUCUUUACAAAUAACAUCAACCUACCGCUUCCCUCCUAAAUCCCUUCUUCUCACUUAAACAUAUAUUGAGUGGUCUCUCAUAACACAGUUAACGCUAACCUGUUCCAAAUUGUUCAAGGCACAGUUAAGAAAAUGCCACCAGCUGUCUGCUUGUUAGCAAAAUUACCUCAGGAAGGCUCUCGCCUCGCAGUCGUUCUGCUGCCUGACUUCUGAGGGUGGGACUCUGGAGGCAAAAGCAGAUGCCCAGAAUUGCUCUGGAAAGCCGAGGAGAACAGUACAGUGUCUUUGUCAAUAAACAUCAGAACUCUUGUCUUCCAUAGGUAGUAUCCAAACAUAUGUGAAACUGGGAACAGAAAUGCAUCAUCACUUUUAAUAUAAGAGCAGACAGGACGACAUUUCUAUAUGUUAUGGGUGGGUGUGGACUUAAGAAAUGCCCAGAGUCGACAUACAUACAUAGGAGGAUUACUGAUUACAGUGGUACCUUGGGUUAAGUACUUAAUUCGUUCUGGAGGUCCAUACUUAACCUGAAAUUGUUCUUAACCUGAAGCACCACUUUAGCUAAUGGGGCCUCCUGCUGCUGCCAUGCCGCCAGAGCACGAUUUCUGGUCCAUCCUGAAGCAAGGUUCUUAACCCGAACUACUAUUUCUAGGUUAGUGGAGUUUGUAACCUGAAGCGCAUGUAACCUGAAGCAUAUGUAACCCGAGGUACCACUGUAUAUGGAAAGAAGCCAGCAUCUAUCAGGAACCCUGCUUCUCAGUUGUUUGUGUACACCAGCUUUUGCCAACUUAACGCCCUUCAGACAUUUUGGACUACAACUCCCAUCAGCCACUAGGGGUUGAUGAGAGUUGUAGUCCCUCCAUGACUGGAGGACACCACCUUGCCUACCAAUGAACUAGGGCUUGGGUUCACUUGUAGUACUUGCAUCAUGAUGGAUAGUGCCCUCUCAAGAACUCUCUCUGCAUGCGUGCAGAGAGAAUUGUCACCAAAAAAUAGGCUAGGCUAUAAUGAACCGUUCUGAGGUAAUUUUAGUCUGUGGGCAGUCAAUGGUACCACCAGACAGCACUCUGUAACUAGGCCCUGAAAUGUUGUAGGAGAUUUUCAGUGUGGGUUAAACAAGCUCAAUGGUUUAUUGAGAGAUGUGUGUAUUAUUUGAGAUUGUGUAUUGGUGUGUUGUGUUCUUUCAUCCUGGUGGAAUGUUUGAUUUGGGUGGGGCGAACCUGAAGUGUGCAAUUUGUAUAGCACAGUGACAAUAAGCCUGUUAUGAGUAAUCAAAACUGUCCUCAUUCUUGGACAGUUGUCCAAGACCCAUGUCUUGGAGAGUAUGGCAAGCAUUGGAUGCUGCCCCAUUGGGGUAAAUGGGGCACUGCCCCACCAACCUCUGCCUACUCUCAGCCUGCUCCCACCUGUCUGCUUUCUUAUUUACAACAAGUCCAGCAGGCAGCCCUGUCUGUCAACUGCCUCCUCUUUAGUCAUGAUGUUGCCUUUGUAUAACUCAGCAGGGAGAAGAACUGGAACCAAACUAGAAUUAGUUGGUUCUGCCUCCUGUUGGCUCUGGAUCCAAGUACUGUUGACCUCUCUGCCUUCCUUCCUACCCUACCCAGGAAGCACCAGUCACUAGUGCAAGCAAGUAAGCACCAAAGAGAUCAAAACUUAACUUUGGUGUGAAUAUGCAUAGGAUCAAUGUUCAAGGAAAUAUAACUUUUAAAGUUCGUGUACAGAGUUACAACAGAUCUCUGCUGGCCCUAUACAGGCACUGUGAAUGAUGAGAAGUUACCAGGAAUUAGCCUCCCUUGGAAGAAGAGAUCACUAGAGACUUACGGGGUUUUAUAAUAUGUGGAUAAGCCUGCAAUUCAAUGCACAAUUACUUGGAAGUACUGUAAGCUCCACUGGCCUCAGUGGGACUACUUUCUGGAUGAAGCCCCUCCCUCUCUCUGUUUAGGGUUUUAUUUUUACCUUUAAACCAGAUAUUGGCUGGACAGCCAUUCAAACAGAGGGGCUAUCCUCUGCAAGGGACGCAGGUGGCACUGUGGUGUAAACCACAGAGCCUAGGGCUUGCCAAUCGGAAGGUCGGCAGUUCGAAUCCCCGCAACGGGGUGAGCUCCUGUUGCUCGGUCCCAGCUCCUGCCCACCUAGCAGUUCAAAAGCACGUCAAGUGCAAGUAGAUAAAUAGGUACCGCUCCGGCGGGAAGGUAAACGGCAUUUCCAUGCACUGCUCUGGUUCACCAGAAGCAGCUUAGUCAUGCUGGUCACAGGACCCAGAAGCUGUCUGCGGACAAAUACUGGCUCCCUUGGCCUACAGAGUGACAUGAGCGCCGCAACCCCAGAGUCAUCCAUGACUGGACCUAAUGGUCAGGGGUACCUUUACCUUUAUCCUCUGCAAAGGACAACAGCUGGCCACCCGAAUGCUUUCAGAUCCUCAGAGUCAUUCUUACCCAAGUUGCUUUUAUCAUUUAGCUCACACUCUGCCUCUCCUCUUCAGUCUGGAGUCACUUUCCAACAGUCAGAAAAAUGCUUCUUUAGUUACCCCUCACACAGAGACUUUCCCAUCAGCUUCAUUCUCUCCAUCAAUGGGAGUCAUCUUCUGGUAGCUCUCUGGUUCAGAAUAUUUCAGAAAUAUCUCCAAUAAUUUCCCUGCCAUUAGCACCAUUAAGGAGCCAUCAGCAACUCAUCUCAAGUCAUCCUUUGUGCAGUCCUGUAGCUGAUUGUGUGUGUGUUUGUUUCUGUGAGAGAGAGAACGGCUUGCUGGCCCAUUAUGCUUCCAUGUUGCAGAUCUGCAAUUUUGGACAAACGCAGCCCAAGACGUCAGAUUAUUAGAAAAAUCUGGAAGCUGGACAUGUAUACACUUCUACAUUGAUUGGGGUGGGGACUGUUAGUGUAUGUCGUAAAGGAACAGUAGCAAGAAAUCUGAUUCGCAUAUGGUCUGAACCACUGAGAUUAUAAGAAAAAGUGGUACCUGGACUUUUUAGAACCUUUCCCCAGACACCAUUUUCUGUUUGGAGCAAUAUUAUUAGCAGUACCAGGAGCAAUGGUAGUACGUUUAUAUACUGCUUAAUGCCAAAAUAGGUUUCUAAACAGUUUACAAAGUGUGGAAGAGGUAAGUGCAAUGAGAUCGUCUGGCCCAAGCUCUUUCCCUCUUGAUCCUGGAGUUGGUAAUUAAGGGCUAGGAUUUUGGCGAGAGGGGAUGAGAAAAGAACAGCAGACACCAUGUAUCUCUUUUUUCUUCUCUCUUUCUCUCUCUGAUACUGGCAUCCAGCUUAGAAACAGUGACCUCUUCUGUGAAAGAAAUUAUCUUCCAGCGGUAGUGGAAAGAGAGAUGAAAUGUUGUGGUGGAGGAGGGAAUGAUUAACAGGGCAAAAACAAGUUAUUUGCCUCCCCCUCAUUCUUCCUGGAGAUUUCUGAGCAGUUACAGCUUGCUUACAAGGCAAGCGAGAUGCUUAAAUGGUGUCUGCACUGCCAUCGUGAAAAAUGAUUUAACAUUUUUGCUUCUGAAUGCAACGUUCCCUUGUUUCCCCCAUAGGGUGUGCUUCUUUGAGUCUCGCCCACAGUUAUAUUUACACAUGCUUCUGAGGCAUUUCUUUCUAUUUGGGAGCCGGGUUAAUCCCCCUUUUUUGCCUCUGUCCUCCAUUUUACUGGGUGGGUGGGCAGAGUUGUUUUAAACUGACACAGGAACAAGUCUUGCAGCUGCUCUCAACCACAGACUCCCACAUGCCCGUGUGUUGUGUUAUGCACCUGAAUGGGGUUUACGUGGUGCCUUGGGGUUGGGACUGGGAGUCUGGCCCUACCCCUGGUAUCAGACGGCUGCCCAGGGGUAUCUGCCCAGUGAGUGCAGGCAUUUGAAAAGGAGCUAUCUGCACAGGAUCAGCUAUUCAUGCCUAGAAGCUCCAGGUCCACACUCAAAACAAGGCUGUGAUGGGAUUCUUCAUCAGAGGUUUUUAAACAGAGUUUGGAUGACCAUCUGUCAGGGACACUUUAGCUGUCCUUCCUGCAUUGCAGUUCUAUGAGUCUAUGUUGCAAGUGGGGCUAACUCAGUCAUGUGACUCUCCAUGCAUGUAAUCUACAUAUGAAGAGGGCUGCACUCUGCCUGACUUGUAAUUUCCUCCAUCUUUCUGUGAACUCAACUCCCAACAACAUCCCGUAAGAUCACAGUUUUGUUCCACUUUUUUUAAAAAAGUGAAUCACUUCGCAAACUCAUGCCCCACUGGAAAGCUAGGGUGUCCCCCCAAAUAUGUAGAAGCCACUGGCUGAUUUUGGAGGGCUCUGCUCCACCUCCAGGCUGAUGUAAACUCAACCACCUAAGUAACUUAGUAGACAGUAUAUCAUCCUUUAUCUAUUGACCUGCACUUGUAAGUUACAAUACCCCAAACCCACUGUAUAUUAAAGGCAUCCCAAUGCUUUCUUCUUCUUUUUUAACAUCUUUAUUGAAAGUUCAAAAAUUACAUAAUUAUAUGUGUACUAAACAUGGUGAGACUUAAAUAAAAAAGAGAAAGAGAGAAAGAGAGAAAGAGAAACAGAGCCCUUGUAGAAGGGAAAAUAAAGGGGAGAGGGGGGAAAACUGUAUCUUUUACAAGGUUAUUAUUGUACUUCACCAGAUCUUAACCUAUUACAGUAUUUGUAAGAAUGGAUUCCAAAUAUCAUUGAAUUAGUCCAUGGCAAGUCUGCGUUUAUAUGCAAGUUGUUCAUAUGUUGCGAGUUUGUACAGUAUAAGUCUUUGUUGCAAGUUUUUACAGUAUAAGCCUUUUUAUUUUUCCAUUUUAUCAGUAUCAGUCUUUUUGCUGUGGUAAGGGCACGGAGAGUCUACUUAUACUGUCCUUUUGCAAGGUUCCAUGUGCUGGGUAUAUAAUUCAAGAGGAUAUUUUGCUCAGUAAAUGUAAGGUUGUUCCGUACAGUUCUGUUGAUGGUUUCAGUUACUUUCUGCCAAAAACCUUUCACUAUAGGACAAUGGAAAAACAUAUGUUUUAAAGAAGCAUUAUCCCUAUUGCGUCUCCAACAAGGGGGUCCAGUAUAUUCUAAAUAUUAUUGUUUUGUUGUUUGAGCCUCAAUUUAAGCCCAGUGCUUUCUCACAACCUGGCCAACCCAUCCAUGGAAGAGCUUCAGAAAGAUGGCCUUAUCAUUCAGGCAGGUUCAUGUGGGAGCAAGGAAGAUUCUUCUUAGACUUAGAGGAUUUACGUUGCUGGGAGCAGCCUUGUGUUAACAACUUGUGACCAGGAACUGCAUGCAGAUGAGUGAGUGGGCUGGCAGAGGAACGGAACGUUGUGUCCCAUCUCCAACAUCCUUCUCUGUUUCCAUGCUCUGAAGGCAGGGAAGUCUCUUCUUCCUCCAUGACCAAUAUGGAAAUGCAGAGCGGGGGGUGUGUGUGGUGACCUGAUCCUCCUCUCCCAGCCCAUCUGGUGGAAGUCAGCUUUUUUGUUUGUUUGCUUCCUUGCUAGCCUAGUAGACUGCAUUUCAGUGCUGGGCAUGAAGAAGGAAAAGGCUUCACAGAAGCUAAAAUGCUCAUGGACACUUCAACAUGUAAUAAAACAUUCUGACCUCUUCUGCCCAGUACAUUUAAGGCAGCAUUAUUCCACUUUAAGCAGUCGUGGCUUCCCUCAAAGAACCAUGGGAACUGUAGUUUGCUGGACUUUGUUGAGAGACUCCUCUUCCCCUCACAGAGCUACAAUUCUCAGAGUUCUCUGGGAAGAGGGGUUGAUUGUUAAAUCACACUGGGGCCUGUAGCUCUGUGAGGGCACUAGGGGUCUCCUAGUAACCCUCAGAACCCUUAAUGAACUACAGUUCCCAGGAUUCUUUGGGGGGAGCCAUGACUGUUUGAAGAUACUGCUUGAAAUCUCUGGUGCAGACGAGGCCUUAGUGGGCAUCACAUUUUUGUAUGUGGUGCUCUCUGUGUGCUAUCUCUACUUUUUCUACUAGUCCAGAGCACUAUCUUUUUAAAAAGAAAGAAAGAAAAGAAAGCUCUUAGGACUAGGACUAAAAGCCUUAAUUGCCGUGAUUAAUUGCAGAUUAAAAGUGUGGGCUGUUAAUCACAGUAGUACCCCAUGGGGUGGGGUGGGGGAAGGAGCUAAUGGCAGUGUUGCUAAACAAGCACUAUGCAUUGCUUGGCUGAAGGUUUCCCACACAGUGAAUUAUUUGCUUGUGCCACUUAGUAAAAAGAAACUCUUCUCUCCAUCCUCACCACUAAAUAGCUUGGAAAUAUCACCUGAACUGAGGCUGCACCACAAUACCUUUGAAGCACAUUCAAGGCACAUUCUUUACCUCAAAGGAUUCUGGGCACUGUAGUUCGUUAAGGGUUGCUGAGGAUUGUGACUCUGUGAGGGGUAAACUACAUUGCCCAGAAUUCUAUGAGGGAAAGAAUGUGCUUUAAAGAUACGGCGUGCCUAUGGUACCUGAGAUAGUUGUUUUGAAUUUCAGGUGAGAUACCCACACAGUUGCUCCCAGUACCAUUCACCACAAGGAAGCAGUGUAAGGUCCAAAUGAAUGUGGUAGAAGAUAAGGCUCAGUAAAAUAGUUCUGGACAUAGAUACAGACAUAUACAGAUACUUACAAGUGCAAAGUGUCUCCAUUGCUCCAAAUAAACUGCAGUAAUUCAAGAUGUAACAUGGACAGGUAAUACCAACAGACUGACAACUCACAGACAAACUGACGGAGCUGACAUACAUUAAUCACAGAUAUAGUCAGGGUACUCGGCCUUUGACAUAGCAAAUGGCUUGGCUGACCUUGCACCUGUGAUUAGCUCAUCCACUCAGUUAUUUUCAGCUCAUGAAUGAAAUCAACCCCUUCUCAUGUUCAUUUAUUCCAACAGUAGUGACAUAUUGAUUUCUAAGCAGAUAAUUAACUAAAUAAGCAUUUGUUGUGUACAACUAUGGGCCAGUGUAGAUGGUACAAUAAAUAUGUGGCUGCUGAGAGUGUUUUCUGAAUAUAGGGAAAGCCAAAUGUGUCACUUUCGAUUUCUCAUAUUUCUAAUCUUAAAUUCAGUCUUCCACAUUUCCUCAUCAGGUUGCAUUUUAUUUUUUAAAAAAACCUCUUGAAGAUUUAUCAGUGUUUAGUCUUUGUUUUCCUAAUGUACAGUUGUUUGAAUGCAAUUUUGCCUAAUAUACUCAUUUUUGCAAAGCAGUUUCCUCUAAUGUAUGCUAUUUUCACUACUAUGUGCAUUUUUCUGCACACUUUGGUAUAUGCUUUUUUUGUAUACAUUGCUUGGCCAGAGAACUGCACUGCAAAAUUUCAAGAAGUGUGAAUUUCAGUGGAUGGUUCUUGUCUACUUGGGAAAGUGCAGAUUAGGUAGGUUCACCUUUAAAUGCGAACUGAAUCAAAUUUCUGCCCCAUCCCUAGCUGUAUAUGUAUUAGAUGUGGUCUGUAUAUCUGUAUACAUUGUGUGUGCGCGUGUGCAUAUGCUUUGACCACGCCCACUGCUGCCAUGACUCCCAGAGGGUGGUUAAUCAUCAAAUGUGGCCCCAAGGCAGAAAAUGUUAGCCAUUCCUGUACUAGACAUCAAUGAGGGAGAGCUAAAUGAACUUUUGCCAUAGUUUUACUGGCAGCCAUGUGUUUAAUAUAAAGUGCAAAGACAAGCACCAGAUUCUCUGGUGGCCCACUGGAAUGCAGAGUUAACCAGGGCUAUUGGCUGUCUGGCUCUGAAGCGUCCUCUCUGAUUGCAUGGUUUUCCCAGAGCUGAGGGCGAUGAAACAAUCGCUGAGACGGUUAGAGCACCGGUGAAGGAAAACUCAUUCUGAAUCAGACUGAAAAUGGGUUAGAGCUCAACGUCGAGCCUACCACGUGGUGAUAGCCACAGCGGAGAGGACCUUCUUCACUGCCUCUAUUGCAUCUGCAGAAAACAGCAGCAGGAGACUCUUUCAGGUGGUUCGCAAUCUAACAGAAUCACUUUUGCCAUCGGGGUCUGGUGAAGACCCCAAGAUUUCCUGCAAUGAUUUUGCAAAGUUUUUUGCAGAUAAAGUUGUUCAGAUUCAGAAAGAGGUAGAUUCCACCGUGGUAGUGGGGCCAGGGCAGGAGAGUGCUAGAGUCCUGUCUGGUCAAUUUGCAUGGGAUCAGUUCUAAUCUGUUACCUCUGAGAACGUGGACAGGCUGCUUGGACGAGUGAAACUGACCACCUGUCGUCUUGUUCCUUGCCCAUCCUGGCUCAUAAAAGCGAGCCGGGAAGGGCUGGGCGAUAGGCUCUGCUGGGUGGCGAAUGCCUCCCUCUGUGAGGGAGUCUUCCUAGACCUGCUUAAAGAAGCGGUUAUUAAACCGCUUCUUUAAAAACCAUCUUUGGACCCGGCCAAUAUGUCCAACUAUCGCCCAGUCUCAAAUCUUCCAUUCUUGGGCAAGGUGAUUGAGCAGGUGGUCGCUGAACAACUCCAGGCAUGCUUGGAGGAUGCGGACCACUUGGAUCCCUUCCAAUCAGGAUUCAGGCCUCAUCAUGGGACUGAGACUGCUUUGGUCACUCUAGCUGAUGAUCUCCGGUGGGCCAGGGGCUGAGGUAAAAAGCUGUGUUCUGGUCCUGCUGGAUCUCUCAGCAGCCUUUGACACCAUUGAUUAUGACAUCCUUCAGGACCAUCUAGAGGAGUUGGAAGCUGGGGGCACUGUUAUACAGUGGUUCCAUUCCUUCCUCCUGGGCCGUGUCCAGAAAAUGGUGUUAGGGGGUGAGUGUUCAGACCCCUGGGCUCUCACUUGUGGGGUGCCUCAGGGCUCUGUCCUCUCCCCCAUGCUUUUUAACUUCUGUAUGAAGCUGCUGGGAGAGAUCGUCAGGGGGUUUGGGCUGGGUGUUCACCAGUAUGCAAAUGAUACCCAGCUCUACCUUUCCUUCAGAUCUGAUCCUGUGAAUGCAGUGGAAGUGUGAGUAUCUGGAGGCAGAUGGAGGAGGCAGAUGGAGGAUGGAUGGCAGCUAACAGAUUGAGGUUGAAUCCUGACAAGACAGAAGUACUGUUUUGGGGAAACAGGUGGCGGGCAGGCAUGAGGGACUCCCUUGUCCUGAAUGGGGUAACUGUGCCCCUGAAGGACCAGGUGCACAGCCUGGGAGUCAUUUCAGACUCACACAUGUCCAUGAAGGUGCAGGUCAAUUCUGUGCCCAAAGCAGCUGCCCAGGGUGGCUGGGGAAACCCAGCCAGAUAGGUGGGGUAUAAAUAAAAUCAUCAUCUUCUUCAUCGUCAUCAUCAGUGGUUGCUACCGAAUACUGACAAAUACUAACUGCCACUGCAUGUCAACUGUCAUAUAUUGCCAAGUAUCGAAUACUGAACAAAAAGCAUUGCUUGUAAAAGAUAGCACAUAAGCAGUGUAUAUAUCCACAAAUAUUCAAAGAAUCAGACAACAGAUGGUGAAUAUUUGACCUUGAAAUUUUGAAAGGAAGAGUUCUGAAAGCAUAUUUGAUUCAGAUCCAGAUUUAACCCUUUCGUCAUUAGAAGAUGACUACACAGUGCACUUAAAUCAACAGUUUGGGUAUGUGAAUAAUAGAAUUGUAGGGUUGGAAGGAAUCCCGAUUGUCAUCUAGUCCAACCCCCUGCAAUGCAGGAAUCUCAACUAAAGCAUCCAUGAGAAAUGGCCAACAUCUGCUUAAAAACCUCCAAGGAAGGACAGUCCACCACUUCUCAUGGUAGUCUGUUCCACUAUCAAACAACUCUGACUAUCACCAGGUUGGGCACUGCAUCCACCAAACUUAAUUCCCCCUCUAGGUUCCUUUAGAACAUGAAUUAGUAGUUCUCUUUAGGAGGUUAAAUUUCAAGGGAGAAUGUGCUUCCCCUGUAAUCCCAUUUAACCACCCCAAAGGGGCUGUGAAGGCACAGAGCCCUUUCAGCUUAAAGGAUCCCAUAGAGAUGGAGAAUCAGAUCCAUUCCCUGACCUCAUCGAGUGUGCAACUUACCAUAUUUUUCACCCUAUAGGAUGCACUUUUUCCCCUCCAAAAAUGAAGGGGAAAUGUGUGUGCGUCCUAUGGGGCGAAUGCAGGCUUUCGCUGAAGCCUGGAGAGCGAGAGGGGUCAGUGUGCACCGACCCCUCUCGCUCUCCAGGCUUCGCGCACCUCUCCGCAAGCAGCGGGAGCCGGUGCUGGGCUCCCACAGCUUCGAGAGAGCGGCCUGUUCUGGGGGCUGGGGUUGGGGGAAGCUCAGGCUUCCCCCGCCCCCGCCCCCGGCGGGGGGGAAGAUAAUUUUCCCCCCGUUAUUUCCCCCCCAAAAAACUAGAUGCGCCUUAUGGGAUGGUGCGUCCUAUAGGGCGAAAAAUACGGUAUAACACCAACUUUCAUUCUAAAAGCAGAAAGGGAGCUGGCUUUCCCCUAAAGGCUUGUGUGUUUCUGAAGUCUGCCACCAUGCCCUCCCAAGACUACUUCCAGGGAAUUUCAGGUUGUACAAUUAAAUAUGAUUUUGAGUUCUUGGAGAACCUGCCUACCCAGAGAAAUCUGACUUUCUUUCCUCUCUCUUUUUAACUGUAAGGAAAGUGACGGGGAAAUGCACUUGAAAGUGUGGAGAUAAAAAUGUUUGAUGUGAUGAUAUAUAACCUCUCCACAAACAAAGAAUAAUGCAUAAUAAACAGGUUGUCUGGAAGUGAACUAAGGUACCCUGGCAGCAACUCUUGGUAUUGCCAUGUUGGGGUUCCUCCUCCCUUUUAAUUAAGCGUUAAAGGCCAAUUGGUCAGCUGUAUUAGGUGACCUGCCACCAACCUUCUUCAAAGCUUGCUGAUUCCUUUUCCUAAACAAGCCCAUCACUUUUAAUCCCUGUUCAUAAGAGCAGAAGGUACUCUACUGCAAAGGCCAUUAAAAUUAAAAAAAAGCAUUCGGGGGAAGCUCAUCAUGAAUGAGAAUUAACUGAGCCAUGGCUCAGUGAAGAAAAGGACCUGGGGUGGUGUUCUUUUUUGUUUCCAAAUUGCUCAAAUGAGUUAAUAACUUUUCAGAUUUAUCCUACAGUUCGUGUGGCAUACGGGUGACACUCCAAAGAAAUCAGCUUGCCAUUCAUGUGCUCACAUUUAUUCAAUCAAACUCUCAUGAUUAUCCAUUAGUGGUUCUGUCAGAUGAAAAAGUGCAGGGGAUACAAGUAGGGUUCAACAAGAUAAUUUAACCCAUCAUUGCCUUGUCUUCUUCAUUUGUUUCACCUCCAGAAUACGUAAAUCUUCAUUCUUGGGUUUCAUUUGAGCUGGGGCUUCACUCCAGCCCUGGAGCAUGUGAAAUAGCAAUAAGGAUAAGGGUGAUGAGCUCACAGAGGCUGUAUUUGGACAUCAUGGUUAAUGAUAGUUUGCUGUAAUGGGAAUUAACGAGGCUCCUCCCUAUACUUGCAUGUGCCCCGCAAGGUGUAGAUCAGAAGCUUUCACUUCUGAUUUCAGUUCAGCAAAGUUUUGGAUUAGUCUGAAUCCUAAAUAUGGUUAAUGUUGACUAUGGGUUUUUUUGUUUCGUUUUUUAAGAUGGAUUCACUAACCAUGGUUGGAAGUUGGCUUCUUUCAAACAAACCAUAGUUAAGAUCAAACACAAUGUGCUGGGUUCAGUUAAUGGGAAAUAGAAGCAAAAAAUUCCAGACUUCUCCCUGUGGCCAUGCUAAAAGAGGAGAGGGAGUACAUGAGACUGAAAGCAGCUAGGCAUGUUUCCAUCACACUACACCGUAGUUUACUGUGGUGCCCAAACACAGCCUGUAUAUGCUCAGAUACCUCUUUUUCUUUAUUACUGUUUCACAUACUCCUGGGCUACAGCAUGUUUAAACCCAUACUUUAUCCUGACAUCUAAACACAGGCAUUAUGUCCUCAGUCUCCCCAUUUUCAUUAUUACUAUUUAAUACACUCCAGGGCUAAACCAUGGUUUAUUGUUACCUGCUCUGAGACCCCACAGCUAAUUCUCCCCUGGCCUCCUCGCUGGCCCAAGUAGGACCAAUUCAGCCAGCUAGCCCUGGUGAUUACCUAAUGCUUAUUUCCCCUAAAUUGAUUUCUGAAUUUUGAAUUUUAUUGUUGUUCACGUUUUUAUACUGUAUUUUAUGCUGCUUUUGCAAUUAAGUGUUUUAAAUUUGUUGUUAGCCGCCCUGAGCCUGGUUUUUGAACCAGGAAGGGUGGGGUAUAAAUAAAAAUUAUUAUUAUUAUUAUUUAUUGUGCAGUCCGAAUGCAGCUGCAUAGACCACAGAGAUUACAAGAGCGGGUCUCCUGGUCAAAGGGCAUGCAUUUCAGAGAGCCUAGAGCUGUGACAUGUUUCCUUUUAGAAAUCAAAUUCUGCCUUUUUAAUUCAAGCAUCUCUCCCCCUCUCUCCCAGAGACAUUGUUCUGUUUGGCUGUAAACAGCAGGAAGAAUUAUUUGCCCAAUAAAGUGCGGCAAUUAUCUUGUAAUGAGAGUGUCCAGAGCCCUGUUGGCGAAUUCUUCCGAAGCUGCAACCCCAUCCAUCUUCCUUCUCCAGAGCUGUCAGGGCACUUCCUGACACAGCAAUCACAUCUUGUUGCAGACACCGAAAUGUCUGGACCAACAGUGUACCCUUCUCAUCAGCAUAUAUCUGCAAGUGUUACUUAGGCUGAAGGAAGGCAUCCUCCUUCACAUUUGCCUUUCAUAUGUCAUAGCACCUUCAAGGUUUACCCUGAGCAAUAUAGGUGCCUGCUCGCUCCACAAGCAGGUAAUUACACUAUCAGAGGACAGCGCUUUCAUUUUUAUUUUUUAAUACGAUGCGCUAUAAACAGGAGCGAAGAAAAGGAUGGAAAGAUUUCUCCGCCCCGAAUCCAGCAGACCUGGCAACCCUACUUACAGCAAGCUGCUAUCAUCAUCUCACACUGCUUGUGAACCUCACUGCAGUUUUGAAAAGGAAUAUUCAUUGAGGGGAGAGAUGGCACUUUACAGGCAAUCAGUGGGGGAUGAAGGAAAAUGGAUAGAGGAAUUCCCAUGCUGAAAAUACUCUGAAUGAUCAAAUAUGUCCCAAGUAUAACAGAAUAUUGGACAUUUACAUGAGCUUUCCUUGUUAAGUGGGGCCUGCCAAAGCAAUUAAAAUAUGCCAAUAUAUAUAAAUGCACAUUUAGUACCUUCGGAAACGUUAGCUCGUUUGCUUUUUUAAAAAGCCACCAUUCAGCGUUUAAAUUACAAGGUCUCCUUUUUGCCAAUUUUGAACAUUCGUGGAUAUUUGUUUCACUUUUUCUCAUAGUUCUGCUCUCCAACAUUUGUGCUGGUGGAAUGAAAAGCCACAUUACUGCAGUCAUUCCUACACUCCACUCAGCCUUUCAGAAUGAGCUGCCAUAGACUCAUAACGUUACUGAAUUUUAAGAGUUGGAAGCAGCCUCAGAGGUCGUCCAGUCCAGUCCAGUCCAGUUAUCUGCAAGCCACAUUUUCCACAAGUGCAUUGGAUUGGCUCCAAAUUAAGUUAGUCGCACUUCAGUGCAAUCAAUUCAACAAGCUAGUCAUGACUUAAUUUUAAGACCCAUUGAUUCCAAAGGGAACAAAGUACAACUAGCUUACAGCGCUAGUAAUACAUUGGAGUAAUACAUGAUUACUCCAAAGUGUGCUCCACUGACUUCUAUGGGACUUGAUCACAGGUAAGUUGGUAUAGGAAUUGCAGCCUUACUCUGGUUCCAAUCUAUUGCACCCAGAGCAGUUCACAGAAAAUAGCAGAAAAGUCAUAACCCACAAUAACAUUUUUAAUACUGCUACAACACGACAAUUCCAGUUAGCAAUUCAUUUAAAGCACAUCAAAGGUUUGAGCAUACUAAUGAGUCAAUUAACAACCUACAGAACCCCUCAAUAGAAUACAUCUGGCAAAGGAGACUGCCUCACCUCUGGAGGACCUUGCCCCAAAACUAUCAAUUGAGAGAGGGAAUAGGACAGAGAAUGGAAGGGUAUAGAGACCAUUUCCUCCCCUGCAGCCUCACGGCAUUAGCCUCUCCUUCUCACACAGGUUAUUCUCUUCUGGAUCAACCUUGCUGCAGCUUCCAUCCAGGAUGAACACUGUGAGAACCUUUCUCUGGACACCAACAUCACUGGUAAGUGGGCUCCUGCUAUUUGGCUCUUGUCUCCGGAAAACCAUUACACUAUCCUGCUUUGUGGACAGGGGAAAUGCAAGCACUCACCAAGGUUUUGAGACUACAAGGUUGAUCUCUGUGUUUUGACACGAAGGUUUGUGCCCAGUGGCCUGGCUUCAGCAAAUGGUUGGCAGUGGAUAACCUGACUCUUUAAGACCAAGGGUAGGGAAUUUCAGGCCUGGAGGCCGUGAGUGACACUCCAGGGACAGAUCUACACUCAUGGUUUUUAAUUUCUUCUUUUUCUUCUUCUUCCUUAAUUUUUAAUUUUAUUUUGACAAAGUAAUAAUUAUAAAUAAAUAAGAAUAAAAACGCGCACCCCACCACUGAGACCCUUCCCUCCUCCCAACCUCCCAAAAUUUCAACACCUCUUGCGAUGGAUUGACCCCUUUCCGUUUUAACGGUACAAAUUCUACAAACACCCUCCAUAUCUCCUCAAAAUAAUUUCUCCUGCAUAUUCCCCGUCUUACCUUAAUGGCAUAUGUUAAUUUAUCAUCAAUUGCUAUACCCUACACCACUUUAUACCAUUCUGCUUGCCCCUGCCACUUCCUAGCUACAAUAAUAUGUGCAGCUGUCAAUAAAUUUAUGAGCAAGUCCUUCAUAGCCUGUGAACCUUCCACCCCAUCGUAAAUGGGGUAAAUUGAUAACAAUGCUAUGUUUUUAAUGUUAAGGAAGGGUUAAGGAAUGGUUUGGAUAACCAUAUGGCCGCAUGACAUUCUACUUUUAACGUUCAUUAUGCAUUACUAAAAUGUGACACCUUUGCUGCAGAGCAACCAGCAACUAGCAGUAGGGAAACAGCAUUCUGACAGAGAUAAGAAACACCCCCCCCCCCAAGUAUGCCCUGUGAUGUUUUAGAACAAUAUAUCCAAUACCGUUCUAAUAACGUUAAACAGGUCAGUGUAGAUCCAGCCCACGCCUCUCUAUGCAGCCCCUGGAACUCUCCAGCCCCCCCUGCUUCCUCUUCAGUUUUUGCCUGGCUGGACUGUGUUCUUGAGCUUUGAUGAUGCCUCCUGCUUUCAUGGAUGGAGAGGGGAGAUUGCAAGAAGUAGGGGAAGCCCUCAAGCAGGACCUGAAUCACAGCAAUCUUCCAUCCUGUGAUCUCCAGCAACUGGUAUUUGGAAGCAUUAUUGCCUGCAGCUGUGGAGUCAGAGCACAGCCAUCAUGGCUAGUAGCCAUUGUUAGACUCCUCCACAAAUAUGUCCAAUGCUUUUUUAAAGCCGUCUAAGUUGGGGGCCAUCUAGAGCCUGGAUAGCUGAGUUGGUUACAGUGUGGUGGUGAUAACGCUAAGGUUGGGGCAGCUGUGAAGUGUAGGUGGGUUCCCACGAGGCAAGACACAGUGAUAACAGCAAGAACUUUUACUGAACUAACAGAACUGGACAACCGGGGCAAAGCAACUGCUUAUAUACAUUUCUGAAGGCCUGGGCCACUCCCACUCCCAACGCGAUUGGCUGUCUAAACGUCCAAGCUGCGAAUCAUAACUUAGUGUUUAAGGGCCAAUGGCAGAGGCCCAAGUCUUGAAAUGUUCUGGGAUUGGAUAUCAUGUAUCAAAUCAGAACACAGGGGCUCCGAUUCCUUAGUCCAGACUCAAGCUCAGGCAAACACAGACCACUGAAUACAUAAUAAGCUGCAUAUUCCAACAUUCAGCUUCAUUGGAUGUCCAUGAUUUCUGGUGUUACAGGAGAGAGAGAAAAAUCUCUUCUCUGUCUACUUGCUCCAUUCCACGCGUAAAUUUUACAAAUUUCUAUCAUGUCACUUCUUCCCUGCCUUCUCUGUAAACUAAAAAGUCCCAAACACUGCAAACCUUCUCCAAAAAGGAGUCGCUCCACCCCUUGAUCACUUUGGUUGUCCCCUUCAUUUAUUUUUUAAAAAAUAUUUUCUUAAGGUUUAUGGAGAAAAAUACAAAACUUAAUAUCUUUUCCCUUUUUAUUUUUUUAAAAAACCCAAACCAAGACUUUGAUCUAGAUACAAUAAAAACACAAAAAUGGGAGAGAGAGAGAGAGAGAGGUUAAGAGAGAAAGAUAGAAAAAUAAGAUUCAGAAAAUAAAGAAGUUCCAAUUCUUCAUCUGUUCGCUGUAAAAGAAACAAUAUUCACUCUGUUGUUGUUUAGUCGUUUCGUCGUGUCCAACUCUUCAUGACCCCAUGGACGAGAGCAUGUCAGGCACUCCUGUCUUCCACUGCCUCCUGCAGUUUGAUCCAAUAUGAAAGCCAACAAAGCCACUUUCUAUAAACAAACAUUAUUUCAAUCCUCAAAUGCUCCUUUCCUGAAACUUUUCCAACUAUAGGUUCCUGGAAUGUCACCCUCAAACUGAAAAAGGUUCAUCCCGGCAGCGGCGGAGCAAGCCGAUCGGGUGCCUAGGGUGGUGCACGUGCCCUGCUCCCAGGGCUAAGGCCAGUGGCCCGCAGGGCGGGGCCGAGCCAGGGCAGGACGCUCCGCGGGGCCUCCGAGGCGUCUGCCUGCCUCCUCCCAUUCAGCCGCCCUACAGCUGGGGGGGGGAGGCAGCAGGCAGACCAUUUGUGAGACGCGUGGCUCGGGUGCACUGCAGGCCCCACAGUGAGUGCUGCCCAGCAUUUUGUCACCCCCCUCAGUGGUGACACUGAGGGCGACACCCCCUUCCACACACCCCUUCUUCCGCCCCUGCAUCCCAGUCCUGAUUAGGUUCUAAUCGCCUAAAGAAUGGGGAAUGAGGCUGAUAUUGACUCAUGAGUGAGGCAGGAGCAAUUGUUAUGCUUCCUAGCCCUGAGGAUAGUUCAGUGAUUUGUGUGCAGUGGGGUAGGAGACCCGAGGACACAGUAUGGAUAAACUCCCUUCUCCAGCUUGUGUUUGACAACACUGGGCUUAGAAUCAUACUAGUCAAGACUCUGCUCCACCCAAACCAGAAAUGCCCGGUGUAAAUGGCAUUCAUUAAAUUCAUAUUAAUUAACUUGCAAGUUAAUUUCCUGCCUAAUUAAGGAGCACGCUUUGCCGCAGCUACUCCUUCGUGUGGAUUGCAUCUGCCAAGUCAUUAAAUCAUACUGAGUAAUUUUAUAAAGCACGCUCGGAUGAAGAGUUUCUGAUUUGGGUCAUGGGUUAAGUGUAAAGGGAAUGGAGAGUGUUCUAGGCUAGGCAGGAGACAGAAAGCGAGACCUGUUUGGCUAGUUGCUCCUCCCCAGGGCCUUAUUCAUCUGUCAGGGCUCCUUUGAUAAGUACAUGACACCCUCCAUUAAAAGGUAAAGGUAAAGGGACCCCUGACCAUUAGGUCCAGUCGUGGCCGACUCUGGGGUUGCGGCGCUCAUCUCGCUUUAUUGGCCGAGAGAGCCGGUGUACAGCUUCCGGGUCAUGCGGCCAGCAUGACUAAGCCACUUCUGGCAAACCAGAGCAGCGCACGGAAACGCCAUUUACCUUCCCACCAGAGCGGUACCUAUUUAAUAAUUGCACUUUGAUGUGCUUUUGAACUGCUAGGUGGGCAGGAGCAGGGACCGCGCAACGGGAACUCACCCCGUCGCGGGGAUUCGAACCGCCAACCUUCUGAUCGGCUCUGUGGUUUAACCCACAGCGCCACCCACAUCCCAGACACCCUCCGUUAUAACUGGCCUUUUAUCGGAUUUGCAGCUGUGGCUCAGUGCUCUCUCCUUUCCUCCUGGAGGCCUCAUGUGGAAAUCCAUCACAGGUAGAAUAAAUGUUUGAUGGUACCCUCUGUUUGAGGACUGUCCAGUCAGUUUGAAGAUAAGGAACUAGAAAAAUGGAAAGCAGGAGCCUUGAAGUUGCCCAUCAGAAGCUGGCAGCAGCUGGUGCCUGCAACCAAGUCGCCUGGUGUCUUCGCCGUUACGGUGAGAUGUAUUGCAUUUCUACUGAAAUUAUAGCAAUUAUUUCUAAAUCUCCCAUCUACGCAUAUGAAUUCUCAUGUGCAAAUUAAAUGCAAAUUGGUGGCCUCUUUCCCCUCUCCCCCCAUCAUUAUGGGAGGGGGGUGAUAAAAGACCUUCUUCUUUGGCGAUGCAUUACUGGUCACCCUAUUGCUUCUGCUUCAAUGGUUCUCUGUCCCGGUAUGCAGAGGGGCAAAGGCAUCUGGGUAGGGAAGGAAAUGGAGCAGGUGGGUCAAAUGCUCUCACCCAAAGGCAGUAUUUAAACCCACAGUUUUCAAGCAUCACCUAAUACAGGUUGAAUGCGUCUUGCCUAAGGAUCCCCAGAUUUUUGGAGCCAGCAUUGCGGCCGGGGUCAUUUUUCAGAAUGUGAAGAACGCUGAGCCAGUGUGGUGUAAUGGUUAGAGUGUUGGGCUUGGACCUGGGAGUCCCAGGGUUUGAAUCCCCACUUGGCCAUGAAACUCGCUGGGUGACCUUCGGCCAGCCCACCAUCUCUUAGCCUAACCUACCUCACAGGGUUGAUGUGAGGAUGAAGACAUACACCACCUUGAGAUCCUUGGGAGAUAAAAGUGGUAUAUAAAUGGAAUAACUAACAAACACAGGAAGCUAGCUUAGAAUGAGUUAGAGUCAUGCAUCCCUUUAGCACAAUGUUACCUGCACUGGCUGGCAGCAGGUCUCCAGGGUGUCUGGCUGGCACUUUCCCCCACUCUACCUGGGCACACCAGUGGAUUGAAGAUGAGACCUUCUGCAUGCAAAGCCGGUGUCUUAACACCAAGCUACAGUCUAUCCUGGGAUUCCCAGGCCCUCUGUGGAUACAGGUUCCAACACACACAACAAAAUAUGCACAAACGUUUUCUUGCUUUUCCUCCUUUGGUUUCAGAUCCAUUUUACUCACUUCUCUAUGAGGAUGUGGGUUGGGCAGGGAGGGCGAGGGAGGAUAAAACUCCAGAUAGUGGCAGCCAACUACAUUUUUCUCAGAAUAAACUCAGUGAAGCGAAUGGACCUAACUUAGUCCUCCUAAUUCUUAUGAGUCUGCUGUGAGCAAAACUGAGCUGAAGACCAACCAGGGGCAUUACAGGUAUGCAGCCUCCUUAGGCCAGUUCAGUAGAAAGACCAGUGCUGGGGAGGAGAGACAGAGGGAAAGGAGGAUGUGUGCUUGCAAAACACCUGGCCAAACGCUGCCACUGGCCGAGGAAUCGUGGGCUUGUUUUUGGGGUUGAUGGAUGAGCCUUACGGAUUGCAGAUGAUAGAUGUCUCUGCCAAGCUGCUCAUUUACAGGGCUUUGCAAAACUGCUGCCUGAAAUUAAGUAUUGGCAUUUUCAGCAGGUGAGUCAGUCCCGUUUGAAAGAGGCUGCAGGGAGAACCAUAAGGUCACCCUUUCCCUGCCCCCAUUUCUCCAGACAUAAUUUACCUCUGGCCUGCCAAUGGUCAGCGACCUCUCCACAUAGACCAACAUCAUUAGCACUGUCGUGUGGAAGCGGAAGCGUUAGUAACAAAUGGUUGGCUAGUAACUUUUCUGACUUUAUUUACAAGGCAUGCCAUAAAUGAAGCCCUGUAUAUAAGUGGCCCCCUUGGCCCUUUCUAUCGGCCCAUAUGGGACCAGCACGGGUAACCAGGUCUGGAAAAUAUUUAAUAUUCCUACCUUCAUGGCUGUGAUUCGUGGGUUGGCCACUUAAUUUUAUUUUUGUUUUACUGUGAUUUUGAGCUGUGUUUUAAUCAGUUGUUUGGUUUUGUGUUUUUAAUGUAUUAUAUAUUUGGUUUUAGCCGCCCUGAGCCCGGCCUUGGCCAGGGAGGGCGGGGUAUAAAUAAAUAAUAUUUAUAUAUUUAUUAUUAUUAUUAGUGAAAACCAGGGCUGUGGGUAAACUGUGAUUCUGCAGGUGCACAAGAAAAAAAUGAGCAUAAAUCCAGCUUCCUAAACAUCUACUUGCUCUAUUAUUUUUUCCCCAUUAAAAAAAACACCACUGGAUGCCAUGCUUAGUAUAUAUAUUUUUAAUCUCUCUUUAACUUGAAAAGAAAAAUAUGGCACUUUUUGAAACCCAUGAAUUAAAACUUCAAAAUACUGCUGGCUCUUAAACUGGUGCAGAACCUUAUGUCAUCUAUCCAUUACUUUUUCCUUUUGUGAUUUGAUUUGUGUUCUCCUUCACACUUUUCCUUAUUUACCCCACACAAUAGAUUCAUCUUAUCCGAAUUCAUGUAUCAACCUAUUUGUAUAUACCCACCGAUCAAUGAAUACCGAGAAGAAGGAGAAAUAUAUCUGUUUGAGAAAAGGCAACGCUUUUUAA
Podarcis lilfordi (Lilford's wall lizard) is the source of this 30780-nucleotide messenger RNA. The record is from the annotation of a GenBank genome assembly. NCBI's taxonomy places the organism in Eukaryota, Metazoa, Chordata, Lepidosauria, Squamata, Lacertidae.